This is a messenger RNA of Patiria miniata (bat star), 2515 nucleotides long. RefSeq names its product merlin-like. The transcript has 15 exons. NCBI's taxonomy places the organism in Eukaryota, Metazoa, Echinodermata, Asteroidea, Valvatida, Asterinidae. Gene Ontology annotation, cellular component: cytoskeleton; apical part of cell; filopodium. Bases 351 to 2126 code for a protein of 591 amino acids. Gene Ontology annotation, biological process: regulation of organelle assembly; regulation of gliogenesis; positive regulation of protein localization to early endosome. Gene Ontology annotation, molecular function: cell adhesion molecule binding; actin binding. The record is from RefSeq and is a predicted model, not a curated record.
GCUGCCUGCAUGCAACAUAAACAUGUCGGACGUUUACACGCACACACAUCUCAGCAGGUAGCCCUUGACAAAAGCGCAUUUUUACUAAAUUACUCACAGUUUUCUCCUCUUUAACACAAUGCCGUCCACCCCUGACAUUCUGUUCUGACUACAACCACCGUCUGAACUCCAAAUGUGAUUGCUGAGUAUUGGUUGAUUGCGGGUUUUAACAGUAAAACCGUGCCGACGGUGUAUCUAUUUUUGAGGCCACGGGAUUAGCGGCUUCGUUGAGCGGACAAGGAAGUUGAUUUGCUGCCGUGUUUUUUGCUCUGCAUGCGGCGGAGAGGGCCGCCGGUUUCACGGUCGGCAACAUGUCGAUGUUGCGUAGAAAUCCAAAGACGUUCACCGUCCGCGUCACCACCAUGGAUGCCGAGUUGGAAUUCGGCAUAGAUUGGAAAGCUACAGGGAGACAGUUAUUUGACAUGGUGUGCAGGACAAUCGGGUUACGAGAAACGUGGUACUUUGGGCUGAGAUUCAUUGAUCACAAAGGAUACAUUAGCUGGCUGAAGAUGGACAGAAAAGUCCAGGAGCAGGGCAUUCCCAAGACCUCCCCCAUGCCCUUCCUCUUUGCGGCCAAGUUCUACCCGGAGGAAGUCAGUGAGGAACUGAUACAGGAGAUCACGCAACAUCUCUUCUUCCUACAAGUCAAGCAGCAGAUCCUGAACGAGGAGGUGUAUUGUCCACCGGAGGCUUCCGUACUUCUGGCCUCCUAUGCGGUCCAGGCUAAGUAUGGCGACUACGAACAGAAUGUGCACCAGCCAGGGUUCCUAGCCAACGAAGAACUCUUGCCGCAGAGAGUGGUGGAGCAGUUUGACAUGACAGCUGAGAUGUGGGAGGAGAGAAUAACAGCAUGGUAUGCCGAGCACCAGGGACUCAUGAGGGAUGAAGCAGAGAUGGAGUAUUUGAAAAUCACACAAGAUCUUGAAAUGUAUGGAGUCAACUAUUUUGAGAUUAAGAACGAGAAAGGUACAGAUUUGUAUCUGGGUGUUGACGCUAUGGGGCUGAACGUGUAUGAGAUUGACAACAAACUGGUGCCCAAGAUAUCCUUCCCUUGGAGCGAGAUCAGAAACGUGUCCUACAAAGACAAGAAGUUCACGAUAAAGCCGAUAGACAAGAAAUCACCUGACUUUUGUUUCAUAUCUCCUCGGCUCAGACUCAACAAACUGAUUCUGGAUCUGUGUGUUGGGAACCACGAGCUGUUUAUGCAAAGACGGCGGAUGGACACGAUGGAGGUACAACAGAUGAAAGCACAAGCCAAGGAGGAGAAAGCCAAGAGACAUAUCGAGAGACACAAGUUGAUGAGGGAGAGAGAGUUGAGGGAGCAAGCCGAGCGUGACAAGGAGGACAUGGAGAAGCAACUGGUGCACUUCAGGGACGAGGCAAGACUAGCACACGAUGCACUGAUGAGGUCAGAGGAGACGGCAGAACUUCUCGGAGAGAAAGCCCAGGUUGCGGAGGAGGAAGCCAUGUUGCUAGCUCAGAAGGCCAACCAAGCCGAUUCUGAGAUACAACGCAUCAGGCUACAGGCUAUCAAGACGGAAGAAGAGAGAAAUUUAAUGGAGAUGAAAGUUCACGAAGCCGAGAUGAUUGCUGGCAGAUUAGCUGAGGAGUCAGAUAGAAGAGCAAUGGAGGCCGAGAGAUUAAAGGAGCAGCUUGUCCGGGCCAGGGAAGCUGAGAAGAACGCCAAGGAGAAACUCAUCCAAGUCACCAAGUUGCCACUCCUGGAUUUAACAUCAGCGCAUGUCAUAACCAGCUCAGAGUUUGAGAAGCUACAGCUCACAGACGGAGACUACGGAGUGGACAACGAUAACAACUCCUAUGAACUGAUGACGGAUGGUGACGUGGAGAAACUGUCCAAAGAAAUUGAGAAAGAAAGGGUGGACUACCUGGAGAAGAGCAGGCAUCUGCAGCUACAACUGAAUGAGCUCAAGUCAGAGAUCGAGGUGAUGAAGGUGGAGGAGAAAGAGACGGAGCUUGAUCGCAUCCACAAUGACCUGAUGGAUAGGGGAGAAACCAAGUACAUCACGCUAGUCAGAAUCAAAUCUGGCACGACGAAGGCAAGGGUGGCGUACUUUGAAGAGCUUUAAAGAGGUAGAGGAAUCCCCCCAUCAGCCAGGUUUGACAAAGAGUGCAGAUAUUUAUUUUACCAAACUUUUGUAGAUUUAUACUUCCUGAAAUUGAUUCUUAAUGACCGCUCAAAACUUGCUUAGGAAAUAUGGCUGCUUAUGACUUGUGUAAUUUAGUGGUUGGUCCAUGAAGAGAGAGUUUUUCUUUAAUAUGUCCCUGAGCAGGCUAAAGUACCUCAAUAUUUUCAAAUUUGCAUGAAUACAAGAACAAAAAGUGUGGUAUUUGAUUUGUGACCGGCUCCACAAAAAAGGGUAUUAACUCGCUAAACAUUAUUGUGUAAGAGGGUGAAAAUUUUGUCAAAAUGUGAUUUUCAUUUUUUGUCAUGAAUGACAUCUUUAAAUCCCUACAG